Messenger RNA from Penicillium lagena, 705 nucleotides. Its product is annotated as Glucose-methanol-choline oxidoreductase N-terminal. NCBI's taxonomy places the organism in Eukaryota, Fungi, Ascomycota, Eurotiomycetes, Eurotiales, Aspergillaceae. The record is from RefSeq and is a predicted model, not a curated record. The coding region runs from base 1 to 705 and encodes 234 amino acids. The transcript has 2 exons.
AUGUGCAUCUUGUCGGUCGACCGUGCAUAUGCCCGGACAAAAUUAACGCUAGCGGAGCAGAUACCACGUUCUAACCAAUCAUCACCGUGUGCGUCACACGUCUCCAUUCCGUCGCCCUCGCCCAACUUGAGGGUCCAUAUCAUCUCCCCUAGAGCGUCCGUAACGGAGCACCAACUCCAUAUCAGCUACGAGGACUGCUGGAUCAUACUUCCGAAUUCGACGGUCGAAUCUCAGCUCCAAGAAUGGAAAACGUCAUCCAAAGCCACUCUGCUGGAUCAGUUAUCCGCCCUGAAUGCCAGAGAAUAUGAAGCGGUAAUGGCUACGAGGAACCGUAUUGACUCGAGCACAUUCACGGGGUAUGAAGAAGAAACCCUAGAGUGGGUCCAGUUCGGCGAAUACCGUACUCUCAUUGAAGGCAUUGAGCAGGUUAAGGCCAGGAACAUAACUAUGAUCCUGAGUGGGGUGUAUGGGCCGACUUCCCGGUUCGAAAAGAAAAAGGAGGCGGAUAUUCGGCGACCAACAUGGAUGAGGGUACGGCGCAAUGAGCUCGAACUAAGUUCAAUCAUGGCUGAGACGGUUGAACAGGUCCAUCGCAAGCAUCUUAAUCCUGAAACCUUGCUAACAUAUGGACUGCCGUGGGAUUGGGAUGAGGUAAUAUUUAAGUCCUGCGUGCACGCAUCCUGGAAUUCUAUCAUAUUGCCGUAA